Messenger RNA from Thalassophryne amazonica, 1321 nucleotides. It is a transcript of the gene nosip, whose product is annotated as nitric oxide synthase interacting protein. Bases 119 to 1018 code for a protein of 299 amino acids. Lineage: Eukaryota; Metazoa; Chordata; Actinopteri; Batrachoidiformes; Batrachoididae. The record is from RefSeq and is a predicted model, not a curated record. Gene Ontology annotation, cellular component: nucleus. The transcript is spliced from 9 exons. Gene Ontology annotation, molecular function: ubiquitin protein ligase activity.
GGUACAACAUUGUAACAGCGUGUAGAAGAAGAAAUCGAAAUAAGGGAAAAGGGAAACUAAAUCAUCAUCUGUGCACAUAUCGAGGUUUAACGUCGUUGUGAGAAGUUCUAUCACUACAAUGACUCGACACGGAAAGAACUGUACGGCUGGAGCUGUUUACACAUACCACGAAAAGAAGAAGGAUACAGCGGCGUCUGGUUAUGGGACACAGAGUGUUCGACUGGGCAAAGAUGCCAUCAAAGACUUUGACUGUUGCUGUCUUUCUCUUCAGCCCUGUCACAGUCCUGUUGUCACUCCCGAUGGAUACUUGUAUGAAAAACAGGCUAUUCUGGAAUACAUAUUGCACCAGAAGACAGAAAUUGCCAAAAAAAUGAAGGCAUACGAGAAGCAGAAGCAAGCGCAGAAGAGCACCAGCCAGUUGGAGUCCAAGUCAGAAGAGAGAGAAAGAGUGGAAAGGUUUAAAUCCAAAGAGGACAGUAUUGUAUCGAAACCCAUCAACCCUUUCAAAUCAGUUAAGGGCAAAGGAAGUGAGGGUACAGUAGACAGCUCAGGAGAAACUUCCACAGCCUCUACAUCCAGCCAAAACCUGCCCAGCUUCUGGAUUCCCUCUCUGACACCAGAGGCUAAGCCCACCCUGCUGAAGAAACCAAGUAAGGUUGUUAUGUGUCCUAUGUCGGGAAGACCCAUCAAGAUGAAUGAGCUCAUCACGGUGCGCUUCACCCCACUGGACCCAAGCCUCGACCGAGUGGCCCUGAUUAACCGCCAGGACAGAUAUGUAUGUGCAGUAACCAGGGAUGUCCUUGGCAACAGUGUCCCUUGUGCAGUUUUGCGACCUUCCGGCACUGUGGUGACUCAGGAGUGUGUGGAGAAGUUGAUCAAGAAAGAUAUGAUCGAUCCUGUGUCUGGAGACAAACUGUCAGAAAAAGACAUCAUACCACUACAGCGGGGUGGAACCGGAUUUUCUGGCUCCGGGGUUCAACUCAGUGCCAAAGAGGCACGGCCAGUCAUGCAGGUGUGAUACAACAGCAGAAAGCAAGACUGCAACAUGCUCCCACAUGGAUAUGUGCUACGUGACAGUGUGAUUUUGUUUAAGAUUUCUUUAUCUUUCUGCAGAUUUUUUUUAUUUCUCUUUUUGUUCCUUUAGAAAACAAAGCAACCUCUGUGUCUGAAACAUCCAAGCUGUUCAUUUGUUUAAUCCAAAAAUGACUUUUUACAUAAUUUUUACAUUUUCUGUGACCGCAUCUCAAAGUCCCACAGUUCUGUGUGUGCAUGUAGAUGUACCCGAGAUGAAAGAUUAGAUUUAAGGAAAGGAAGAGGGAGA